This is a messenger RNA of Symbiodinium natans, 261 nucleotides long. The record is from the annotation of a GenBank genome assembly. NCBI's taxonomy places the organism in Eukaryota, Dinophyceae, Suessiales, Symbiodiniaceae.
AUGAGCACCUUGAGGAGCGAAUGGAAGUACAUGCUACCUUUUGACCUCGAUCUGGCCAGCUCCGGAUUUGUUGAUGCGCAUGGGCAGAGGAUAUCCGUGUCGAAUUUGAUUGCCCGCAAUCCGCGCGCCGCCCAGAAGUUCCUCAAGGAGCUUUCGAGUCUCAUUGGCCAGAGAAUCCAGGCAACCGAAGUAAGCGUGCCUAAGCGCUGCCCAAGUGGGCCGAGUUUGCUCAGUUUGCUAGGGAUAUCUGAUGACUCCUAG